AGAAAUAUAUUAUUUUUAUUAGCUUUAGGAUAUGAUAAUUGAUUUAAGGAAAUUAUACAAUGUACUUGAUUAAAAUAAAAUUUCAUUUUUGUUUAUAAUAUGAUUAAAUGAAUUGUAAUAUUUCAUUUAUUUGAAUAUAAAAAAAUAAAAUGAAAAAUAGCUCUAAAUUAAUACGGAGAAUGACUCGGGCAACGGUAACAGCACUGGAGGGAUUACCUCGACCCCUGACACGGUCCAGGUGCUGUUCGGCAUGGGGGUGACCGCGGAGCAGCUCCAGGCUGCCGUUGCGGCGCUCUCCUCCAUGGGCAGGAGUGGACUCGGCACCAGAACUACCCACACCCCGAGAGGCCCUAAUACCGAGCACGCUGCCACUUCACAGCACAAAGGGAAGAAGACCCAAAGGAGCCGGAGGAGGCCCGGUAAGGCUCCGAUGAUCGAGGAGGUGCUGGUAGAGGACAUUUCAGAAGGGGAAGUCGAGCCCAAAGAGACGAAGAUGAACUUAGAUUUCUAUGUUCUAAUGGAGUCCUUCUUGGUCUUAAAAAUCCCUUUCUCGCUGUUGGAAAGGGCGGCGUCGAAACUAGAGUCUGAGCUGGAGGACUUUGCCACCCGAAACAAGGUCUGGAGGCGGUCAAGGUCAGGCUGCAUGUCCGUUUACCGACAGCGGAUGAGGAAUCCCGCCAGGUAGUGAGUUAGUCGCAACUUGAGGAUGAUGAUGUUGAUGAUUAUCGGUUGGUUAUGACAUGUGCUUUGU
Cuscuta campestris is the source of this 751-nucleotide messenger RNA. The record is from the annotation of a GenBank genome assembly. NCBI's taxonomy places the organism in Eukaryota, Viridiplantae, Streptophyta, Magnoliopsida, Solanales, Convolvulaceae.